Molecule: messenger RNA, 959 nt
Organism: Chara braunii
Lineage: Eukaryota; Viridiplantae; Streptophyta; Charophyceae; Charales; Characeae
Source: the annotation of a GenBank genome assembly
UUUGAGGAGUUGUCCUUCUGCCUGACCCGAGUACAAGUGAAGUGGAUGGGCACUAUCGAGCACCCCACGUGGAUCGAGAAUCCGGAGCUGCUGAUCGUACAGGGUUGGAGGACUAAUGAGGAAGGAGAUCUUAUUGGGUUCCUCUUUGGAUCGGUACAACCGGGUCGCCGUCAGUUGAUUGCACAGGAGCUCAUCGCACCGAUCGUGCAAUUGGCAGACGAGCUCUUGCCCGACAUCUACUUUCAGAGUGACAAGAGUCCUGCUCCGUACAUUUUCGAGCGAUCUUUGGAUCGGUACCUUCAGUGGACUUCGUGCUUGGAGGAACCUAGGGACGAGGAUACGCUACCAUCGCGGCAGGAGUAUCUGAAGUCGCACGAGAUCAUCCCUUAUGCCUUCUACCCGAGGGCAGAAGAAGUGGUGAUCAACGACGACGAAGAAGAAAACGACGACAAGGAAAUGUCGGAGGAGGGAAGCCAUAGUGAACGUAGUGAGGGCAAGCUGAGUGAGGAGGAAGAGAAAGAAGAAGGAACCGGGUCCGAGAGGGAAGCCCCGCCGGAGGAAGCGACGCGUGCGGGAACGGAGGCGGAAGAUCCGGAAGCGGCGCGAAAACGCGAAGAAAUUGUCGUUGGGAAGCACCAGUUGGAGUUCGCCAGCGAGACUAACCUGCGCAUCGGUAGCAAUCUGACCAAGGAUCCAGAUCCGCCGAGGCCCGGAGAUGGCGGCCUUACAGCCGCCACCCCAAGUACCACGCGACGGAGAUGGCGCCGAUCCCCCUCCUCCUCCAGCCCCACUCGUCCCCCAGUUUGCCCACGUACUGAUGCGGACGAUAGGCCUUCGUCCUCGGACGCUGUCCCGCCGACCUCUUGAUUUCCUCACCCUCGAGCAGAUCCGUACCCCCAUCACCUUCCCUUCCCAUCCUUUCCAUCCCCAUCUCUUCCGCGACUUCUACUCUACCCGUC